AUGCCUGAAGCAGAGUCAGUAGCUGCCGCUGCUGCUGACUGUCACUGCAGCAGCAGGAGCAGCAGCAAAGAGGACGACUGCAGCACAUGCUGCAUGCAUGCAGACAAUGUGGCUGUAGGGUCCCCCCGCUGCAGCAGCGGCUACUGCUACGGCAGUGCUGCAGCGGACAGAAGCAACCGCAGCAGCAGCAGCAGACGAAGCUGCUGCUGCUACUGCACACACAGAGGCGAUUCUCUGUCACGGCUAAACACAGCUAGCACUGCAGCUGACAGCAGCAGCAGCAGCAGCAGCCCCCAACAGGUUUUAUCCCUUGGGGACCCCUUUUCCCCUGCUGCAUAUCCCUCUCCUACUGCAGCAGCAGCAGCAGCAGCAGCAGACUUGGGCGAGGACGGCCCUUUUGCUGCAGCAGGCGGCGUUGCUGCCCCCGCUGCAUUCGCAGUACGUAGCGCUGCCUCUUUGCUUUCUCCGAAAGAAGCUGCAGCAGCGGCAGAAGCUGCAGCAGCAGAAGCGGCAGCAGCAGAAGCGGCUGCAGCAGAAGCUGCAGCAGAAGCAGCAGCAGCAGCCAGGGACGAUUCCCUUAGUUGCUGCUCUACACCUAGACAAAAAAGGUCUGGGGAGGGCUGCGCUUCGCCGCACCUGCUGCGGCCCCCUACUGCUGCUGCCACCAGCAACAGCAGCAGCAGCAGCAGCAGCAGAAGCAGCAACUACUUUAGGGACCACAGCAGGUACAGCCAGGCCACAAAAGAAGCCGCAAGAAAACGCGGCAGCUGCUGCUUCGUUUCCCCGCCAGAAGGAGACACAGGAGAAGUAGAUGGAGGCCCCUCUCCCCCAGCAGCAGCGGCAGCAGCAGCAGCAGCGGCAGCAGCAGCAGCAGAAACCAGCAGCGGCAACACAACGCGGAGGAACCCGUCGGCUUUCUUCCAGUUGCCCUACCCGUGCACAGCCACCAGCGAGCUGAGCAAAAUGCAGCAGAAGCAGCAGCAGCAGCAGCGGCAGCAGCAACGGCAGCAGCAGCAGCGACAGCAGCAGCAGAAAUGGGGAGCAGCAACGGGAGAGCAGCAGCUGCUUCUGCCCAUCCCCGCUAGGCGUGCUACUCCCCCCUCGCAGUGUUCACAAGGUGGCUGGCCAAGACAGGUCCCUUUUCAGCAGCAGCAGCAGCAGCAGCAGCAGGCAGCAGCAAGCUUCCCCAGCAGCCCCGCAGCCCUUGGCAGGAGCAUCGCGAAGCAUGUCUCCUUCGGAAGCCCCCUUGUGGUUCAGGUGUAUGAAUACGCAUCUCCUGAGGGCUCUGGAGCAGCAAGCAGCAGCAGCAGCCCCCCAGCCCUGCUGGACUUGUCAGUUCCCUUAUGUACAAGUGCGCAGCAGGGGCAGCAGCAGGAGCAGCAGCAGCAGCAGCAGCAACAACUGGAGAUGUGUGUAGACCUGUCCGCUGCUGCUCUGUUGACGCCUAGCAACAGCUCGGACGUGUCUCCCAUGUCGCUGACUGAGCAGCAGCAACAGAAGCCGCAGCAACAGCAGCAGCAGCAGCAGAAGCAACGGCAGCAGCAGCAGCAGCAGCAACAGGUAUAUGUGUCUUUGCCGCCUCCAGGGUCGCCCCCCAGUCUACGGCGGUGCCGCGACUGGUCUCCUCCCCCUGCUGAGGACGCAGAUAGAAGUGCUGCUGCUUCCACAGCAGCACCAGCAGCAGCAGCAGCAACUGGACCUACCCACGCAAGCAAACCAUAUGUAAGCAGCAGCAACAACUUGCACCGGCAGCAGCAAGACUGCUUCCCCAGUGCAGCAGCGAGCUCUCCUGCUGUUGCCGCCGCAGCAGCAGCAGCAGCAAAGUAG
This is a messenger RNA of Eimeria tenella, 1827 nucleotides long. RefSeq lists its product as uncharacterized. The record is from RefSeq and is a predicted model, not a curated record. The transcript is spliced from 2 exons. The coding region runs from base 1 to 1827 and encodes 608 amino acids. NCBI's taxonomy places the organism in Eukaryota, Apicomplexa, Conoidasida, Eucoccidiorida, Eimeriidae.